GACAUUGGUUUAACGGCAAAAUUGCCGUACAAAUCAUUUUCAUCCAUGCAACACGUGGUAAUGUGCGGUUGAAUAGAAAUUUAAUUUUUCGAGUUCGAAAACCGUACGCAUGUUCGAAACUUUGUACCGAUUCAUCGAACUGUAGUGUUUGACUGCACGUUAUAAACGCAACCAAAUCAGAACGAUCGAUUUGACAGCUGGGACGAAUAGAAAAAGAAAUAAAAAACUUUAUUUGUGAUGCCAAGGUCCGAAGGCAAACAACAACAAAGCACCGCGAACGAACGGGUUAGAAUAUUGAUUUUUCCAGUGCAAGACAAAUGCUAAAAUGCAUUCCGAUAGUGUGUACCGGCUCGUUGACGAGCUGGUCGAAUCGAUCGGGCAACAGUAUCGUACGCCGGUGGACGUAAAGAUGGCGAAAAAGUGUAAAUCACGAGCAUUUGGAAUACUGCUCGGUAAACCAGAUGCAUCUUCCGGUGCAGUCGUUCAGCCUGUGGCUGCCAGUGUGGCGGAAUGUAUACCGUCGGAUCCCCUUUCAAUGUUGGAAUGCCAUCAUUUUGAGAUGCAAAUAACGUCACGGUAUCGAUAUCAAAUCGAGCGCUGUGAACGUUUUGGGCGGUUGUUGGAUCAGAUCCGCACGUUACAAUCCGACGACUGUCCCGAGCUGCAUGAUACGGAACGGGAAAUAUUGCAGUUUUUACUGUUAUUAAAAAAUGGCUCUACUGAUUGCAGUGAUAUCUUUGCGGAGACACCUUUUUUCGGCCACAGUAAGAUGCCGGCUGCACGUUACGGACCUUAUCCGAUCUUCCGUUCCGAAGACUUCCGGAUGGAUGAGCGAUUACUAAGCGGCUGCUAUGAUGAGAAAGCUAAUCCAUAUUUGUUUCGUGCUACGCACGACGUAUUUACCACAAACAUUGCCAACAUCAUUGCCAAUGAAGCGGAUCGGAAGGAUCCGCUUCCGGUGGAGUGUUCCUAUUUUAGCGACAAAAUGGCUAGUCUGGGCCACUAUCAGGGUCCGUUUCGUUACAAUCUGCUUAGAGCGAUCCGACAGACAAACCGGGAACCUUACGAGCUGUUUACAAAUUUCGAAAUUGUUCCCGCCGGCAAGCGAGAGAAGGCGAUAGAAGAGGAAUCGUUAAUUUUCGGCAUGAACUGGGAAAACCUUGGCCAGCGCUACAUACCGGGAGAGAAACCAUUCGCUUCCGAAUGUCCCGGUGCGCUGUUUCGGCUUAAUGUUGCACAAGAAAAUGCGCUGGGACGUAAGCUUGCAGAGAUUAAAAUUGUCUCCCGUUUAAAUUUUAUACGCGACAUUAAAUUUCUCAUCACCGGCGUCAGUUCCAGCCUGUUCCAGUUCGAUGAAAGUAAUCGUUUUCAGGCGCUUGCCAACAUUACCAUUGAAGAUGUAAAAAUUGAAUCGAUUCAAUCGUUUAUCGAUCAAGCGCUAGUGAUCGGUACCUGCUUCCGGCGGUUACUGAUGAUGACGAGAAAAAACCCCUACACGCUCGAGCUCAUUAUGGAGGGCUUCGUAUUUAAAGCAUUCUGCGAAAGUGUGGAAAACUUCCUGUGCUGUUACCGUGUGCUCGUGUACAGCUACACGGGUGAAUCGUUGCUGCAGCUGCUGCAAAUGCUAUCACCGGCAAACGAACAGCUGCUCUCGAUGGCGAAACUGUGCAGCCUGCAUCCGGGCAAUGAAAGUGAUCGCGAGUUUCCGACCGGUUCGCUACUGCUCGAUCAUCUGUACCGUGAGCUGAUCCAGAUAACGCAACCGAGUGUAAGCGUUUUCCUGCUGGCUACGCUGAGACGCUGCUGUCUCGAAUAUUUUGCCAUCUUUCAACGAUGGUUAUUUCACGGACAGCUGCACGAUCCGUCCGGCGAGCUGUUUGUGUUUUUCGUCGAUCACUACCGAUCGAAUACGAAACAUUUCUUCGACAAGGCGUAUUUUAUCCGGCGAAAGAGUGUGCCCGGCUUUCUGAAGGGGUACGAUGAGGACAUUCUGCUGUGCGGAAAGUACGUCAUGCUGCUGAGAGCUUUCCGACCAUUGCAUCCCUUAUUCACUCUCCGUCAUCCCGAGCUGAACGUUUGCUUGUCCUUUGACGAAAUCACAAAGCUACGCACAAAAUGGUUACGCUACGUUGCACAAGCACGGCAACUCUGCGGACCAGCCGUUUCCGUGCGCGAACUGUACGAAAUGAAACAGAACGAACGGGUCGAAUUUUAUCGCCUGGUCGAGGAAAACUUCCGCACGUACAUGGACCAGUGGCGGGUGGAGCAGGAAACGGAAGCACAGGAACAGAAGCGACGAAAGCAAAAGCAGAUGGAAGACUUGUUGGAACAGCUGAACGAGAUACGUGAGAAUAAGCUCAUGGCUAAGCGGAAAGAACUGCAAGAAGAGUUGCAGCUAGAGCAGGAUCGGCUCGAAAUGGAAAAUAAGCAACUGUUGCGUGAAAAUCUGGUGCUGACGGAUCGUGUAAAGAAGUACACGGUACUAAACACCAUGAUGGACGCAAAGCUGGAUGGGUUGCAAGCCGCCACGGUGGAACUGAGCAUUGUACCGGUCGUUACGAUCACUGCGGACGGUACGGAUGGUGCGAGUGAAGAACCACCGUUCCAGAGUUGCCGUGAAAGCCGUGCCAGUACGGCAAGCGUUUCCAUCUAUGAGGAUGCGCAGAAAUCACCAUCGCUGAGUGUGGAUUCUUCCCCGUACGGUGCGGACAGUACGAGCAGCUGUAGCAGUUCGGCUGCCAAGGGUGAUCUUUCAACGUCCGGAGCGGAAGAUCACGACUGUACGGUGGUUGAGGGUCCGAUAGUUCCAAAGCUCGACCCAGCGUCAACAAUGCUGGAGAGUGAUCGAAUUAACUCAAACGUUCCUACGGAGGAGAUUGCAAUGAGCGAAGGGGAAAGAAACCGGGCGAAAGUGUUGGGCUCUACGGUGGGUGUGUUUCUCAAUGAGGAUCAUGCUAACGCUAACGUGGAGCAGCUUGUAGUAGCAACGGGAAGUGCCGGGUUACGCAAGCUAACCGAGGCACAACGUAACAAACUAAAAAUAUUGUCGCAAGAGUUCGAAAUUGCUCCACCCGAAAACGGAACCGGGAUGGAUGUUAAUUGCAACCGGUUGGCAGAACGGCGCAAAAAUCGGGAACGCAUUCUGAUCAGUGAUUACACGAACCGGGAAGAGGAAGCUUCCGUACCGUUGGUCGGCGAAGGGGUUGUGCAAGAGCUGACGGAACUGCAAAAAAAUCGGCGUAAGAUUAUGAGUCAGGAGUAUAAUUUGCUUACCGAUAAUGCCGCACCGGAUGGAACGACCAGGCGCGAUCCGAAUCAAAAGCCCACGAUGUACUUGAAUCUUGAUUCGGACCGCGCUAGAAACCGUCGCAGAAUUUUAGAGUCGGAGUUUAAUAUCGCAACUGGAGUGGAAAACUUUCCCGCCUCACCAAUGUCGGUCGAUAGUGAUACGAUCGAUGAAUCGACGAGUCCCUCGGUGGUAAUGAAUACAGGAUCUGAGCACGAAUUGCAGCAGGAUGUUAAUGCCAAUCCCGUCACACAGAAAGGGAAUGUGCUGAAGCUGGACGUACUGGCAGCGGCUGAUGCUGCGGAAAGGUUUGCUAUUGACAGGCGCUUUGGAAUACCGGAUACUGGUGCGCUGGCACUGGAAACACCGGCCAGUGCGAUGAAAGCGACCGGAGAACCGGAAGAUGGUCUCGAUGGUGGGUUUGAUUUUAGCAGAGCAAAACCAUUGGAACGAAGGGAAGGAACGAACGCUUGCAAUAGUUUAGUACCGGUUUCGGCGGUGGUUGGGACACAAGCCGCACAAUUCGAGGAUGAAGAAGACGACGAAAUUUACCGUGAAUUCGUCCUUGCAAUGAAGAAGCAAAGUGCCAACUUUUGUCGCUUGGCCAUACCUUCCUCGGAUGAGUCCGAAAUGGAAAGGAAUUCUGAGGCUAGGGCACUGGAAAACGAAUUAAACAGCGUGGAUGUGCUUACCAUUACGCGCUUCCUGCAGUACUCGUUGGUAAUACCGCUGAAAGCCCACAUGGAGAUAGUGAACAAUGAGAUAUUGAAGAUGUAUCUGUACGAUCUGGAUAUACUGGGACAUUUCGAAAGUCUGCGCAACUAUUUCCUUCUGAUGGAUGGUGAAUUUUCGACCCACAUCUGUGACAAUUUGUUUAAUCGUUUGGAAGCGGUACGAACUCCGGAGGAGCUGCUGAACUAUCAGACACUUCACUCGAUACUGGACGGUGCACUGUACUCGAGCAAUGCUGGGACCGAUCAAAACGCCAAUCGGCUAUCGUUUAUCGUGUGCCAGGUGCCGGAAAAGUUUGAUCUCUAUUCGCCGAAUGUGUUUAGCAUGCUAAAUCUUAGCUAUCGUGUCGAGUGGCCCCUCAACCUGAUCUUCUCUAUGGAAACGAUCGAACAGUACACGAACGUGUUCAAGUAUUUGGUGAAGGUGCGCCGGGUUAGCUACGUGCUGGAGGACUCGUUUCAGCUGUUGAAGGAAGCUAGCAAGCGGCUGGGAAAACCUUUGCUCCAUUCACCGCAGUACGCACGUGUACAGCUUAUCCGGCACAAACUUUCCCAUCUGGUGAACGCACUGAAGAACUACAUCACGAGCAGUGCGCUGCACGCAUCUUGGGAAGCGUUUCGUGAGGAUCUACAAGAUUGUACCGAAACGAUGGAAGAUCUCUUCCGAAAGCACCGCACGUAUCUGAAGCGGGUAAUCUUUCUCUGUCUGCUAAACAGACGGAGCAUCGAGUUUUAUAACAAUAUCGAGCAGAUCUUUCGCGUUGUGCUUCGGUUCUAUCGUCAUCUGCGUUCGAAGGAGUGGCGCUUGCAGGAACCACCGGUAGCAGGGACAAACGGCAUGCAGUACUACGUACAUCCACGCUACCGACAGAUUCUGGAGGACGAGCUGGACUUUGAGAAGCUGAUCAAGUAUACCAUCUUCCUGGGGAACAAGAUGUACGACCAUGGGUAUCAAAAGGAAAUUUCCGAGUUCCUGCAUGUUAUCAACAUCAAUGGUUAUUACGAUGAUGUGAAGCCUGUUGUUAGUUAAUUGUUAUUCCCACACUCUUCCACUCAAAACUGUGUGUGAAAGGAGAUCUGUAAUGUUAUUUAAGCAAACAAAACAAAAAUCAUGUAAAUAUGUAACUUUUCGAGAUCUUCCAGAAUUCAGAGGAGUAACUCUAGCUCGAAUCGGGAAGAACAGUUCUAGUUUGGUAGGGUUGAUUAGUUAAUUAAAUUAAUGUUAAUCCUUUGCAAUUUGUGUAUUUAUGUGUACAGAAAUAAAUUAAAUGUUUAAAUCAAA
Anopheles funestus (African malaria mosquito) is the source of this 5299-nucleotide messenger RNA. RefSeq names its product gamma-tubulin complex component 6 (gene Grip163). Lineage: Eukaryota; Metazoa; Arthropoda; Insecta; Diptera; Culicidae. Gene Ontology annotation, cellular component: spindle pole; gamma-tubulin complex; centrosome. Gene Ontology annotation, molecular function: gamma-tubulin binding; microtubule minus-end binding. The transcript is spliced from 4 exons. The record is from RefSeq and is a predicted model, not a curated record. Gene Ontology annotation, biological process: mitotic cell cycle; spindle assembly; meiotic cell cycle. Bases 326 to 5047 code for a protein of 1573 amino acids.